Spathaspora passalidarum NRRL Y-27907 is the source of this 776-nucleotide messenger RNA. RefSeq names its product Ras family GTPase (gene TEM1). Lineage: Eukaryota; Fungi; Ascomycota; Pichiomycetes; Serinales; Debaryomycetaceae. The transcript has 2 exons. The record is from RefSeq and is a predicted model, not a curated record. Bases 84 to 692 code for a protein of 202 amino acids. Gene Ontology annotation, biological process: regulation of exit from mitosis. Gene Ontology annotation, molecular function: GTPase activity; GTP binding. Gene Ontology annotation, cellular component: spindle pole body.
ACACGUCUAUUCCUGUGAACCUUACUGCCCUUAUAUUAAACCAUACCAUAUAUCCCCACAAUACUACUUCCUAAUCAUAUACCAUGCCAGAUAUCGAAGAUGACAAUCAAGAUCAAAACAACCAAGUUGCAUUGAAGAUAGGAUUAAUAGGAGAUUCACAGAUAGGUAAGACCUCACUAAUGGUUAAAUACGUAGAAGGAUCAUUUGAUGAAGACUACAUUCAAACAUUGGGAGUCAAUUUCAUGGAUAAGAAGAUCCAGAUUCGCAAUACUACAAUAACGUUCUCGAUUUGGGAUCUAGGUGGACAAAAAGAGUUUAUAAACAUGCUACCUUUAGUUUCCAAUGACGCCGUGGCUAUAUUGUUCAUGUUUGAUUUAACUAGGAAGUCAACGUUGAACUCGAUCAAAGAGUGGUAUAGACAAGCUAGAGGAUUUAAUAAAACAGCGAUUCCAUUCUUGGUAGGGACAAAAUACGACCAAUUUAUAGAUUUGAGUUUCCAAGAUCAGUUAGAAAUAACCCAACAAGCCAAGAAGUUCGGUAGUGCCAUGAAAGCACCAGUGGUAUUCUGUUCCACCAGCCAUUCCAUCAAUGUUCAAAAGAUAUUCAAGAUUAUCUUGUCCAAGGCGUUUGAUUUGAAGUUGAACCUAGACGAAAUUACAAAUGUCGGCGAACCAAUUCUCAUAUUUAAGUAAAGGCCAAUUGCUUCUACAUCUUUAAAUUUCAAUUCUUCUUUCUUUAGUUAGACAAAGCUUACAAUAAUAUAAUGGUACGACUGA